Molecule: messenger RNA, 2079 nt
Organism: Penicillium diatomitis
Lineage: Eukaryota; Fungi; Ascomycota; Eurotiomycetes; Eurotiales; Aspergillaceae
Exons: 1
Coding region: 1-2079 (692 amino acids)
Molecular function (GO): phosphatidylinositol binding
Source: RefSeq, a predicted model, not a curated record
AUGUCUGCAUGGGAGAAGACAAAGCGCUUUUCAAAGAAAGGCUUCGACAAGGCAUGGGAUACGGUCGACAAACUCGGUGCCCCGGUCAAUCGUCUCUCAAAUAGACUCGGUGCCGAGGCCUUCUGGCCCAUGUCGAUCGACAAGGAGAGUGACAAGGCUGCUCGCAUUCUGCGCAGCUUCUGCAAAGAUGGCUUCUACGCCCCCGAGUCUGAGGAAACGGUCGACGAGAAUGGCAAGAUCAACCGCCCGAAAGGAAAGCAACGAGUGAUUAAGAAAAUUCCCACUUCUGUCAUCAAGAACGCCAAGGGCCUGGCUAUUUUCACAACAAUGAGAACCGGCCUUUGGGUCAGCGGCUCCGGAGGCAGUGGUGUCCUGCUGGGCCGGAUACCGGAAACUGGAGAAUGGAGUCCGCCAUCCGGGAUCAUGUUGCACACAGCAGGUGUGGGGUUCCUCGCCGGCGUGGACAUUUAUGACUGUGUGCUCGUGAUCAAUACGUACGAGGCCCUCGCGGCAUUCAAGACAUUGCGUUGCACUCUCGGAGGCGAGGUCAGCGCCGCCGCAGGGCCCGUCGGAAUGGGCGGAGUGUUGGAGUCGGAAGUUCACAAGCGACAAGCUCCAAUUUGGACGUAUAUGAAGAGUAAAGGUCUCUAUGCUGGUGUGGCCAUCGAUGGAACGAUCAUGAUUGAGCGAACCGACGAAAACGAAAAGUUCUAUGGUGAACGCAUCUCGGUGACCGAUAUUCUGGCCGGCAAAGUCCGUCACCCACCCAGCUCAAUCAAAACCCUCAUCCAGACGAUCAAAGCGGCUCAAGGCGACCGAGAUGUGGACGAGAGUCUGGUGCCCCCUCCCGGCCAGACGCCCGGUGAUCUCGAGGUUUCCUCUCAAGAUGACAAGGUGUUUAGCGUCCCCGACAAAGAUGACCCGGAUCCUUAUGGCGUUAAGGCGUUGGAGGCCGAGGGAAUGUUCAUCAGGGAGGCCGGCUCGAAGGUGAGACCAAGUCAUGAAGCUUUUGAAUUCCGGCCCAAUCCCAGUAGCCCAUUGUACGCCACAUUUGCGCGGCGCAGCCUCGACAGCUCGCCCCGCAACAGUUGGAGAACAAGUGUGCAGAGCUAUGCGAGCGUGGACCGUGGCACCCAAACCGAGGACGUGUCGCUAACAGCGCGCACGUCUGCAGACCGAGCGUCCUCAAUAAAUUCGAGAGUAUCUGCCUCUCACAGCGAAACUCCUCCGGAUCUGUCAAAUGAAAAGGAUACUGAAAAAGGCGGUUGGGACACAAUACCCCUCCAUGGUGGCGCAAGUCAAGGGAAAGCGGAGACGGAAGAGGAAGAGAAGCAAGAAAAGGAUAGCCAGGAAGAUGUCAUAAUUCCGGCAGAUCUGGUUGGCGAAUCAAUUAUCGAAGACGAUGACGAUUAUGAGGUCCACGAGGUUGCGAACGCACUGGUGACCCGGCCAGAGACCCCAAACGAGGACAGGGCCUCUACUGAAGAUUCACGUCGUGUGUCACCGACUUUCACCAGAGCCAAAUUGGUCACCAUCAACAAACGUCACACUCCUCCUGUUCCUCCUGUACUCCCUCCACGUCAUCCCCGACACACGUGGGGCUCAGAGUCAAGUCGCGAGUCAACAUCACCUACUGCGCUGUCGCACACCAGUCUUAGCACCGAGCACACUGAGGGGAUCAUUGAGGACCCCGAGGACAUCUCCAAGUCUACGGAUUUGGACGCACAUCCCUCGGAUGCGGUCAGGACGCUUCAAACAACAACUGCAGAACCUGUUGUCGUGGGUGAAGACGCACCUGCCGACAAGGAGGAUGAAUUCCUUUCCGCCCACAGCGCUACCGAUGACGAGUUUGAGCAGCACUGUCCUGCCGAGUCGGCCACUGCGUCAAGUACGGAUGAAUCAAUCGCAGCAGAGCAUUCAGCGCCCGCAGAGCGGAUUGUUAAGGAUGACAUCGCCGGCGCCGAACAUGUUCUGGGACAACUCGAGAGGCGAUUCCCCUCGCCUCAAGUUGAAGACCAGAUUGAGAAGCUGAAGAUCAGCGAAACACCUAACCAAGGCGGAUCCCCAGCGCACCUGUGA